ACAAGUGACCCACAGUGGGACACACACACACACACAGACACACACCCUGCUCUCUCAUUCUCUCUCUUUUUGGAUUGUGUUUUCUUCACAUGUUUGGAUGGACAGCAGGAGGACAGGGGACGCGGUGGCGGAGGUAGAGAUUGAUUUGGGCGAUGACAGUGAGUCUGAAGGAUUUGACAAUGGGGAGGAACCUCAGACACUGUGGAGGGCCCAACCCUCUGUGGACGACGACGACUACAUCCACACGUCUGCCCUGGUGGAAAUCAGUGACACGAAGCCUCUGAUUACGUCCAGAGACCCCAGAGGAAUCAACGACUGUCUGAAGGUCCAAUUUGAAGAUGUGAUCGCUGAGCCGGUGUCAGUGCGGAGUGGAGACAGAGUGUGGAUCUGGAGUCACGCUCUGUUUGAGGUGACCAGGGUCUGGAUUUACAGAAUAGUCACAUUGCUGUUUGCAGUUCCUGUGUCUGUUAUCACUGGUCUUCUCUUCGCCGUCUUCAGCUGCUUCCACAUAUGGUUUGUUGGUCCUUGUACCCACUGUAUCCUGAUGGCCACCAGGUGGCUCCAGAGCUUAUGGACCAUCGUGCUGGGCGUCAUUGUGCAGCCUUUCUUCAUAAGUGCUGGGAGAUGCUGUGGAGGCUUCAGCAUUCAUCUGGCCAAAGAAUGAGACUGUGACUGGUGGAGAGAUGAAGAAGAAACACACGCCCCCCCACUGUAUAAACUAGUGGCCAUUUAUAAACACACCUUGUUUUUGUUAAU
This is a messenger RNA of Cynoglossus semilaevis (tongue sole), 756 nucleotides long. RefSeq names its product caveolin 4a (gene cav4a). Bases 98 to 664 code for a protein of 188 amino acids. The transcript has 3 exons. Gene Ontology annotation, biological process: cell differentiation; regulation of cytosolic calcium ion concentration; caveola assembly. Lineage: Eukaryota; Metazoa; Chordata; Actinopteri; Pleuronectiformes; Cynoglossidae. Gene Ontology annotation, cellular component: caveola; focal adhesion; sarcolemma. Gene Ontology annotation, molecular function: molecular adaptor activity. The record is from RefSeq and is a predicted model, not a curated record.